UGUAUAUCUCCAGUGUUGCCUUGCUGUUUUCGUUAGAAAGCUGUUUUUUGAAAUCAGUCCAUGGGUCGAGUUGGAACCAGAGUAUAUUUGUUUGUAAAUAAAAUCAAAGUUUAACUGUGAUUACGAAAACUGUGGUUUCAAAUUUAUGUGAAUUAGGGUUAUAAACAUAGGACUUUUACGAAUAACGUGUCCAUUUUUGAGAUAUGAGCAGAGACAACUUACAUAUGAGCUGCAAACAGAAACGUAUAUUUAUAAGUGAUUUGCCAGAAGGGGUAACAGUGGCAGAACUUCAAAAGAAGUUUAGUAAAUAUGGCAGGGUUUCUUCGGCUGAAAUUAAAACCAGAAAAGAAAUAACUCUUCAAAAUAAAUCUUUAAAAUUUGCUUAUGUAACGGUUGAUACAGAUGACAAAACUUUACAAAAAUGUUUUAGAGAUUUUGCAACCACACACUGGCAUAAUGAAUACUUAAAUCUUAAAAUUGCAAAAGAAAAUUUUUUGGAAAAACUGAAGAACGAGAAAGAACAAGAAAAAAAAAAUCUUUUAAAAGAAACAAUGAGAAAGGACGUCUAUGAGGAUAGCAAAUAUCAAGAUGUCGUACAUAAGUCAUUUUUAGAAAUCAAAAUGGAAACCGGGGAAAAUUUGAAACCUGCGAAAAGUCAAACCAAUGACAAUUUAAAAAGAUUGCAAUCUUUAAAAAAUAUGAGAAGGGAGUAUCAAACAGGAAAAGCUCUUAUUUCCAAAGCGUUAUCAAGUAUAGACUCUGUAUCCAAUAACAAAAUUAUUUUUGAUGAAAUGCUGAAUGAGAAGCCGAAAAACACUAGCUAUAAAAUCAGUCUUUUUAGUGGAAAUUCUGAUAGUGACGAUGACCUUAAUGCUAAUUUCGAAGUUAAUGAAAAGUUUGAAGGACAACAAGGUCAAAAGUUGCUACGACUAGGAGCAAAAUAUAAACAUGAUGGAAGAUUUCGUUUAAAUGAAAGAUUUUUAGAGAAUGAAGAUGAUGUAAUGGUCAAAGAUUCUUCUGAGUCAUUCCAUAAUGAAAAAGAGAAGGAAGCCAAAAUAUUAGAGGAAGUUUUAGGUAAAAAAAUUAAAGAAACAAAGUUAGAUAAAAAUGUUAAAAUAAAUGGGAUGUAUAGAUUUGAUCCAUCUAAUCCAGCAUAUUUUGAUUUAGAGAGGGCUACCCAAAAACUCAAGGAAAAUUUGGUAUACCCAAAUGUUACUAACCGGGAUGAAAAUAUACCAAAACCAGAAGUAGCUAAAGAGGUUUUUUAUAAAGUAACUGAUAACUUGAAGGGGGUGUUUGACAACAAGCAAAAUUUUAAUUUCUUGAGUACUUUAGAAGAAUCUGAAACAGCAAAUAUAGAUGCAACUGAUGAAAGAAGACGAAACAAAAUUCAAAAUAAUUCGAAAACAGAAAACCCUUUUAAAUAUGAUUCUUCUGAUGAUGAUAUGGAGGAUAUUCCCCACAAAUCUGAAUUAAUAGGCACCAACAAACAAAUUCAAUUGCCUCCUCAAGUAGAAUCAACACAGCGGUCUGUUUUUUGGACAGAGCCUUUCUUCUUUAAAAGUGAUGAUCAUCGAUUACAAGAUGGUAUCGAUUUUAUAGAGAAAAUUAAAGGAGAACAGAAAGUAUUCUCUAAGAUUCGACAAGAGUUGAAAAGUAUUGUGAGAACAAAAAUCAGAAAUAAUGAGAAAAAAUCAAAAAUGUUUAAAAAGAAAUUAGGAUCGAGCCAAAAGAAAAAACAUAUCAGAAUUAAAAAAGCUUUGAAAAGAUAGCAAAACAUAGUAUAUGUAAAAACUUUUAAAACUAAUCAAAAAUGUCUAGUUUAUAGUAUAUUAAAAAAAUUUAAUUAUAUAUAGGUAAAUAGUGAAUUUAAAUAAUAUGUGUUAAAAAUAGGCAAACCUGUACAGUUGAGUACUUUUAACCCCAUAUAUGAAUGUACUUUUUUUUUAAAGGUUGUGUGAAAAUAAACUAGCUUUUAUCUGUUGCUUGGUUGCUUU
Molecule: messenger RNA, 1997 nt
Organism: Cylas formicarius (sweet potato weevil)
Lineage: Eukaryota; Metazoa; Arthropoda; Insecta; Coleoptera; Brentidae
Product: nucleolar protein 8
Exons: 1
Coding region: 204-1772 (522 amino acids)
Molecular function (GO): RNA binding
Source: RefSeq, a predicted model, not a curated record